Rhopalosiphum maidis (corn leaf aphid) is the source of this 576-nucleotide messenger RNA. RefSeq lists its product as uncharacterized. NCBI's taxonomy places the organism in Eukaryota, Metazoa, Arthropoda, Insecta, Hemiptera, Aphididae. The record is from RefSeq and is a predicted model, not a curated record. The coding region runs from base 1 to 576 and encodes 191 amino acids. The transcript has 2 exons.
AUGGACGAAACAGGUUUUAACAAUUGGAAAAAAGUUCAUUCAAAAGUAUCUGAACACGAAAAGAGUAUUUCCCAUUUAAAUGCAGUUCGCGAUUGGGUUGUGAGAUUUGAUAAACUUGGUAAAGGCACACUCGAUCAUACACUUAAAAUACAAGUUGAAUCAGAAUUACAAUAUUGGCGAUCUGUUUUCAAUAGAGUUGUAGCUGUUAUUAAGUGUUUGUCAUCAAGAGGACUCUCAUUUAGAGCGGAAAAUAAACUUUUUGGCUCUAAUCACAAUGGUAAUUUUUUAGGCGCAUUAGAACUUAUCGCUAAAUUUGAUCCGUUUUUAGCUAAAUAUAUCGAAACUCAUGGAAAUAAAGGACGUGGGCAUGUUUCGUAUUUAUCGUUAGCUAUCUAUGAUGAAUUUAUUUUGAUUAUGAGUAACGAAGUAAUUAAAAGAAUUGUUGAUGAAUUAAAAUUAUCCAAGCAUUAUUCAAUAAUCGUUGAUUCUACUCUGGAUGUAUCCAAAAUAGAUCAAUUAACUUUGAUUGUUCGGUAUAUUCUUCCAAAUGGUACGCUUAUUGAACGUUUUCUUUAA